This is a messenger RNA of Lecanosticta acicola, 1302 nucleotides long. NCBI's taxonomy places the organism in Eukaryota, Fungi, Ascomycota, Dothideomycetes, Mycosphaerellales, Mycosphaerellaceae. The record is from the annotation of a GenBank genome assembly.
AUGGCAUCGUCGCUCACAAGAGAAGAGGAUCAGCACAAGGAACAGGACAAACGAACGAUGGGCAUGCGCAUGCCACAGUCACAACUGCUCACGCCGGAGGAGCCUCUCGUAUACAGCUUUUCGGUGCCUACACAGUCGACUCAGGCCUUGGCUGCAGUCCCAUCGCCACCUGCCUCGCCGGCGUUCAGAUCGUUUCCAACAGAUGCACCAUACCAGCCAAACGACGACGUACUAUUUUCGGACCAUUCCAACACUAGGGCUGGAUCGAUUGAUCGACCAUUGUUCGAAAACAACCGACUUCCAACUCCAGAGCGCCAAACCACUCCGGCACCGACGGCAUCGGAACCGGUAUCGACAUUUGCCGCAUCGCAACACGAUAGUCCACUGCAAACGGUACAGGAGCCCGCCAAGCCAGCAGCAGCAGAGGAACGUACUUCGCAGCAGCGUAGCCAGGCAACAUCGGGCGGUCAGCACCCAUCGAGCCACAGACCAGCCGUUGGUGUCGUCAACUUGUACAAGACAUACGGACUGGAGUACUACCGAUAUAUCUUGGCCCAAAACGACCGGAUGGCCGAGCAGCGAAGACAAAGCAGAGUCCUUCCUCCACUGGCAACUUCCAAUGCAGUCAAUCGAGAUCCAUACACGCAGCACAUCCUGUCGUCGCUCACGAAGUCUUCGCGCGUCGAGAAGCCGAGGGCUACACCUCAGAGCCGAAAGGUGGCAAGAACUGCCCCACCCAGGGUGGCAACGAGGAGCGAUGUGUCAUCUGCGGUGACUGCCACUCCAAAGCGUGAGUCACCAGCAAAGCGCGAGUCACCAGCAAAGCGCAAUCGACCGACGACACCGCUAGAUGCAUUCUCUGGAGCCGUCUCGCAAGGUGCGCAACCCAAGCCACGCACGCGCGCUCCCCCGACCAAGAAAGUAGAAGGCAACAACGGAGACUGGGCAAACAUUUCCGACCACUGCCCACCCGUGAGCAGCCUCGACAGCAUGAACAAGAAGUUGGCCGUCCAAUGGUCGAAUUCAAAUGCGUUGGAUCUGAGCAACGACCCCAACCGGAUGCAUCUACAUCCGCAGGAGCUCGAAGUCGCCCAAGUCUUGCGGUUAAAGUGCGAUGCAUAUCUGGCGAACAAGCGCCGCAUCUUUGCUGCCCGCCUUAGCCACAUGCGAGAGGGCAAAGAAUUCAACAAGACAUCGGCACAGAACGCCACUCAAAUCGACGUCAACAAGGCCAGCAGACUGUGGGCAGCAUUCGAUGCUGUCGGUUGGUUCGACGAGAAAUGGUUCACCCCACAGCUCUAG